AUGAAAGCCAGCUAUAGAUAUGAGAUUACGAUGGCAAGGCCUGUCAACAUGUCAAUUGCAAGGAGUGAGAGCGAUUUCAUGAAUGCGAGAGAGUUUCACAUGUUUGAUAUGUAUUGCGUUGAUGAAGAGUUGGAAGCGGUGUCGAAGAUUUACUCCAAAAUGGUAUGCAUGGCUGAUCUUGUUGAGCUUCAACAGUUUCUCGCCAUGUUAAAGCCUAGCCUGAAACUGAAAUUGCAUUUGGAUAUGGACUUUUGUGGCUGGCGCUAUCAACGUCUUGACUUGACUCUAUUAUUUGAGUCUCUAGACCAUAUCAGGAAUCGUGUGAUUGGACUUUCGUUGCGAGUAUCUUCCAGAACUGAGGUAAAUGGGGAAAUUGAUUUAGAUCUUUUCGAGAACAUGGAGGUUUUGAAGCUAAACGAAAGCAAAUUCAAGGGUUCAUUGUCAGGGCUCAAACAGUUUUCUUUACAGCCGGUGAUUGCUACAGUUGAGUUGGCCCUGUCGCUACAGAUUCUACAGCUUGCGGACUACAAUGGAAUUGAUGUCGAGGUAAAGGGUGAUGCGUCUCUUGAUGAGUUGUCCUUCACCUGUUCGGGCGAACCAGUUCCUGAAUAUGUAAAAAAGAUUCUUAUGCAAAUGACAUACCAAGGAACCACCAGCAUCAAAUAUUCAUACACUGGUAAUGAUUGCGUCGACGAUUUUCUUGUAUUGGUUGCUGAAGUUGCUAAAAGGAAAGGAUUUACAUUGAAAUCGUUAGCUGUCGAGGGUCCUCUUGUAGGGGUCCCGCCAAUGUAUCCAACAGAGGAGCUUGAGUUAUGUUACAACGAGAACGACCUGUUGGUUUGCCAGUUGAAGUUGCCCCCAACUUUGAAAAAGUUGAAGUUAGUUGGGCAUAAUAAUGUUGAUUUCGGUCAGCUUUUUGAUAUUCUCCCUCCAUCAUUGGAAAGAAUCGACCUUUCCUUUGUUUGUGGGGACUGGGAUAACUUUAAGCGGGACCUUUCGAAGUUCAAGAGACUAAAACAUCUCAAUUUGACUUCUAAUUGGCUCCAGAGUCUUGAAGAUUUUAUAUUUCCAGAUUUUCUCGAAGAAUUGAUUUUGGAAGGUAACAACAUCACCACGAUUGAAGGAGUAGCGUUUCCAAAACAACUAAAGACAUUAAACUUGAAUUUGAACCAAAUUCAGAAAUUGCUGUUGGGUAAGAGCUCCCCGCCUUUGCAAAGGUUGAACCUCGACAACAACUUUGUUGGUUCCAUUCAAAUAUCCCUGCAUAAUCUUGAACAACUACUGGCAACUUGCACUGCAACUGAAACUUUGCUGUUCUUGCAGGCAGAGAACGUACGUUACUUGAAAUUGACAAACUGUCGAUUUCCACCUACCCAGUUCCUUAACUUGACAAAACUCCAGUUGGAAAAUUGCUAUCAAAUUGAUAAUAUUCUGUUUCCAUCAACAAUAAAAGAGCUCGAAUUGGCUUCAAAUAACCUUACCGAAAUUCCUCCACAUAUUCUUCGAUUAGAGAACUUGCGCUACUUGGGCCUUUCUCGGAACAAGAUUGAGUCAGCCAUAUUGACAUUUUGCUCUAACUCAUUGGAAGUGUUGGACCUUUCAUCCAAUGAUAUAGAAAAGUUUCAUCUAACUUUCCCUAAAGGAGAAAGCAAGCUCAAGCACCUUGAUUUGGGAUAUAAUCAGUUAAGAGGGUUUUCUGUGGAAUGUUUGGGUGAUGCUGAAAACUACAACUGUUUUUGGGAAUUGGAUUUAUCAGGAAAUGCAUUGAGUAAAGACCAGAUUGACACUUUGACUGAAGAAUUACCCAAGUCUACGAAAAGCUUGUGGGCAACAAUCAAUGAAACUUUUGCUAAGAAUUAUAUAGAGAGGUAA
Molecule: messenger RNA, 1872 nt
Organism: Lodderomyces parapsilosis
Lineage: Eukaryota; Fungi; Ascomycota; Pichiomycetes; Serinales; Debaryomycetaceae
Product: leucine-rich repeat domain-containing protein
Exons: 1
Coding region: 1-1872 (623 amino acids)
Molecular function (GO): protein binding
Source: RefSeq, a predicted model, not a curated record